Molecule: messenger RNA, 891 nt
Organism: Tinamus guttatus (white-throated tinamou)
Lineage: Eukaryota; Metazoa; Chordata; Aves; Tinamiformes; Tinamidae
Source: RefSeq, a predicted model, not a curated record
AUGGAGAAAAUUCACCCCAAGAAGAACCCAAAACGCAAACGCAGGGAGGCAAACCUGAUCCAAACCCUCGGCGGGCAAAAAGAGGGAAGAGAAAAUAUGAAAUCAAUGGAGAAGCCUGGGAAGCUGAUGUCCUCCGUUAACAGACUGCUAAUGAUGCCGAUCUGCCUGUCCCGUGUGUCCCGGCCCUGCGGGAGAGCAACCGGCCUGCAGUGGCACCGGAGGCAGGAGGCCGAGGAAAUGGGGCUGUUCCUGGUUUCUGGCUACAACCUGUUCAAAGAGCCCGUCCCGGACCCCUCUUGGAAGGACAUAGUCCUGGGCUUCAGGAAGCUGACCCCGCAAGAGCUGGAGCUCUUCCCUGGCUACAGGUACUUGCAGCGCCGUCCCCGGGCUUGGCUCACCAAGAGGUUAAUGCAGAGAGGAGUGCAGUUCUUCCAUAAGAAGAUCGACUCUUUCCAGGAGGUGUUUGCCCAGGGCGCCGACGUGGUGAUCAACUGCAGCGGGGUGCGCGCGGGGGCCCUGCAGCCCGACCCGGCGCUGCAGCCCGGCCGCGGGCAGGUCAUCAAGGUCCGGGCUCCGUGGGUGAAGCAUUUCAUCAUAACUCACCAUCCCGAGACGGGAAUCUACAACUCGCCGUACAUCAUUCCGGGGAGCGAGGUGACCGUGCUGGGAGGCGUGAACCAGCUGGGGAACUGGAGCGAGGAGAACAGCGCCCAGGACCACAGAGCCAUCUGGGAGAGCUGCUGCCGGCUGCUGCCUGCCCUCCAGCUCGUGCAGAGGAGGAGUUUCAAACACGGACUAACGCUCUCGUGGCCAGGGAUCCGGCUGCGGUUCCUGGGGAGGGAGCUGGAAGCCGCCUGCGUCCCCCCGGCUGCCCAGGCUCCCUGCACCUAA